AUGUCUCAACUUUACUAUCAACAAUUAUGGAAUAAAACUCAAGUGAUUGUACAUAAAAAUUUAGAAUUUGAAGAUAGCAUAAGAAAAAAACAACCCAUAUUUGAUGUGAAUCUUAUAAAAUGGUUGAUUGGUCAUUUGUAUAUAAAUUACGUGAGAAUUGUUAAUUCUUUGGAUAAAUGUUACGAUCAAAUGUUUCAUCCUCAGAAAAGAGAAGUCAUCGGAAGGCUGCUGGACAUGGCUUUGGGUCGUCUUUUGGAAUUGAAAGAGGAUUUGGUACGAAUCGAACUCGAUAAUUAUUAUUUUUUCGAUAAUAUUCUCAUCGAACUUAAAUUAACUCAUCAAGAUUUGGAAAUUCACGUUCCGCGAUAUUUUUGGAGAGAUAAAGAAAAAGAAAAAAUACACAGGAAGUAUUUGAUAAAUAAAGUUUUUAAAGAAGCGGAAAGAGAAAAAUUUCGACGGGACUAUUUGAAAAAUAUACCAGAGGACGCGCAGGAAAAAGCGUGGGAAAAGUAUUUGAUGAAAGAAGAACAAGAGAGAAUGGAAAAAGAAAAAAUUGACGAACAGCAUAGGAAAAUUCUCGGUACGACAGCAAAGAAAGUAUCAUCUUUAGAACAACUCGUGAGUGAUAUCCAGGCGUCAAAAGAAGAAGAUAACGAUGAUGAUAAUGUUGUGAGUACAAUAUUAUUAGUUCAAAAACGUGAAAAAGCUAAACACGGGAAAAUUUUAAAUACCAUACCUGAAAAAUACAAAAGACUAAAAAAUGUUGCGUCAAAAAAAUCUGAGGACAUUGAAAAUGCAUCCGCUUUGAUAAUUCAAAAACAUUGGAAAAGGUAUUUGAAAAGAAGAGAAGACCAACAUAAUGUCGUACUUGAAAUAUUAGGAGUUAUAAAACCUAGUUUUAUUGAUAAAAAGACAAUAUUAAGAAUUAAAAGUAGGGAAAAGUUGGUGAGGAAAAUUCAAGAUGAAAGGCAAAAAGAUUAUGAGGAAGCCAUUGAAACAAUUAAAAAUAAAAUUGUAAGUUUUUAUUCGGAUGGAAUGGAAGAAGGUUUGGUUGAAGAAAUAAGAAAUUGGUUUCAUUGGUUUUUUCAAAAAACUAAUUUUUUACCUGAUUUCCCACCGGCAAAACCUAUAAUACCAACUGGUAAAGUUUUAGGCGUUCCAAAAGUUUUAGGACCGGAUUUUGCUGAAAAAGCUUUCCCUCAAGAAAAAAACAAAAUAACGGGAUACAUUCCCAAAACUCAAUUAGCUCUUAGUUUAGCCGGUUUAACGCCUAUAGGUGGUUCCGCAUUGGUAUCAGCCGGUCAUUGGUUAACCCCCCUCGAAUUUCUUAUUUGUCAAAAAGAGUUAGAAAAAAAAGGUAAAAAGGAUAAUAAGAAAAAGGAUAAAAAAAAAGAGGAAAAUAAAAAAGACAAAAAGGAAAAUUCAGGAGCGUUUGAAUUAAGCUUAAGCACUUUUGAACCUUUGUUGAAAAACGCAGACAGAGAUUACAGGAGUAUUUGGUUAGGUUUAAACGAAGACAAAAAUUACGAUCAGGGUUACGUUCAUAGUUUGAUAAAAGAAGACAAAUGUUGUGAGCUAUCGAUGGAAAUACGAAAAACUGUUGAUGAAUUUAUGAAAUUAGAAUUGGAAAUCCUUAAAGAUGCUCUUGAGAGAGAUAAAAAUCCGAAAAAAAGGAGAAGGAAAAAAAAAAAGAAACCCAAAGGAAAAGGUAAAAAAAAAAAGGAUAAAAAAGAAAAGCCGGAUCCGACAGGGGAUAGAACAUUGGAUGACUUGUUUAUGGAAUUGUAUAAAAAUGGUAUCAUACGAGACUACGAAGAAGUACAUUUGAAUGACUACAUUUCGGAAAGAUCUUUUGCUGCUUUUGAUUUACGUCAAAGACUUAUUGAUCAGCCUCCAUCUACUGGAGAUGUUAAAGAUCUCAUCUUACAACUUUGCAUUCUUCCGUUAGGCUCUGCAAGAAUUCAUCAACUUGGUCCCCUCAUUAAAUCCGUUUGCCUUUUGGGCCCGGAAAAAUCAGGUAAAGAAUUUUUAGCGAGAAUAAUUUGUACCGAAACAGCCGCGGUUAUGUUCGAUUUAUCGCCGGAAAAUGUGGCUGGUAAGUAUCCCGGUAAAGAAGGUUUGAAAAUGCUUUUGCAUUUAGUUGAAAAAAUGUCACGUGCUUUACAACCUAGCGUUAUAUUUAUAAAUGGAGCAGAAAAAACAUAUUACAAAAAAACACCUAAAACGGAAAGACACCUGGAUCCUAAACGUAUGGGUAAAAUCCUUAAAAAAAUAUUAAAAAGAAUCAAACCGAAAGAUCAAGUUCUUUUACUAGGAAUAAGUAGUCGACCGUGGCUAGCGAAUAAAAGAAAAUUAGUAAAAACCUAUCAAAAAUUAAUUUUGGUACCUCAAGUAGAUUACGGUACAUAUUUUAGAAUAUGGCAAACGUUGCUAUCCCCUUACGACAGCUUACCGAAAAAAUUUGACAUAUCUUGUUUGGCAAAAAUAUCUGCUGGAUACUCAACCGAAACCAUCAUGGAUACCGUGAAUAAUAUUUUUACAUUGAGCAGAAUCGGUUGCAGUUCUCAAGAACCGUACACGCACCAAGAAUUUUUAGAAGAACUUUUAAAAAAUUCAAAUAUCGAUCAAUCAGUUUCAUUAGCAAGUGCUUUUGCAUGUUCAUGA
Molecule: messenger RNA, 2664 nt
Organism: Pediculus humanus corporis (human body louse)
Lineage: Eukaryota; Metazoa; Arthropoda; Insecta; Psocodea; Pediculidae
Exons: 2
Coding region: 1-2664 (887 amino acids)
Molecular function (GO): ATP binding; ATP hydrolysis activity
Source: RefSeq, a predicted model, not a curated record